UCCUGUCAAGCGGGCCUGCGACAGCUGCCAUCGAAGAAAAGUCAAAUGCAUACGUGAAGGCACCAACCCAUGCAAGCACUGUGUUCCCGCAGGCUUAGCAUGCAAAUAUAACACCAUCCCCCAGAACAAAGGUCCGAAGGGCAGCCGGGCGAAGGUCCUUCCUGAGCUCCGUGAGAAUCAACAAAAUGCACAGCUGGCUCAUGACGGACAGCUAUUGUCAUCACAGAACGUCCAGACUCCAAGCCUGGUACCACGUGCUCUUGUAGAGAGCUGCAUGGAGUUCUUCUUUGUCAAUGUCUACCCUUCACAGCCUGUACUACAUCGGCAACUGGCGCAAGAAGCCAUUGCCAACAUGGACCGCUCCAUCGAAGCCUACUGCAUGAUUGUAUCAUUGUGUGCAUACGUCAUGAUCCAAGCAAAUAUGAAGGUUCAACCUAGCCUUCUCGAUCGUCACGAGAUGGCCCAGAUGUCCAACUUCCAAUUCGGACAUAUCCUUCUCGAGGAAUCUGCUCGUGUACGGAGAGGAUACGAUUAUCGCGAGAACCCCACACCCUACACAGUCUUGACUUCCUACCUGUAUAGCAGGUGCUACUUCGGAUUGGCAAAAGAGAACACAGCAUGGACCUAGAUAACCGCUCUACUGCCUGUGUGCUGUAAUUCUGGGUUUGUGGAGAGCUCUUCGCUAUCUUAGCGUAUAUGAGUGUCUCCUAGUUUGUGCACGAAACAAAUCUCCUCUUCUAUCUUAAAUCUGCUGACACUUUGCACUCCCAGCUUACUUG
Molecule: messenger RNA, 779 nt
Organism: Boeremia exigua
Lineage: Eukaryota; Fungi; Ascomycota; Dothideomycetes; Pleosporales; Didymellaceae
Exons: 2
Biological process (GO): regulation of DNA-templated transcription
Molecular function (GO): DNA-binding transcription factor activity, RNA polymerase II-specific; zinc ion binding
Source: RefSeq, a predicted model, not a curated record